Chiloscyllium plagiosum (whitespotted bambooshark) is the source of this 2652-nucleotide messenger RNA. The record is from RefSeq and is a predicted model, not a curated record. NCBI's taxonomy places the organism in Eukaryota, Metazoa, Chordata, Chondrichthyes, Orectolobiformes, Hemiscylliidae.
CUUCCGGUAGCAGUGUUGUUUGAGAAGUACCUCCUUCCAGCGGGGGAGAAGUCGCCGAGGGUUGAAAUUGAAGGGGGUUCUUUACUGGAUUAUUUAAAAAGAAAAUAAAAAUUCAUAAUUCUCGUCGGACGAUGGCAAAUUAAUAAACUUAAAGAAAAGAUUAUCCUAUAAUGACCUCACAAAGUAAUAAAGAAUCCGUCGUCAUGGCUGGGAGCCUUGUUUCUAAAGCUUUCAAUCACAAUGGAGUGUUGCAGACUGUUAUUAAACAAGAAGCUAUUGAGAAUUCCAAAAGUCCAGCAUCUCAGAAGCAGUCUGACAAAAAUGUAUCUGGGGGUACAAAUAAUGGUGAAGAAGAGCAACGUGUAGUGAAAAAACGGGGCUGGCCAAAAGGAAAGAAAAGGAAGAAAGUUUUACCCAAUGGUCCGAAAGCACCUGUAACUGGGUACGUCCGAUUUCUCAAUGAGCGUCGAGAGCAAAUUCGUAUGCAGCAUCCAGACUUGCCAUUCCCAGAAAUCACACGCAUGCUUGGAAAUGAAUGGAGCAAACUUCCUGCUUUAGAAAAGCAGCAUUAUUUGGACGAAGCAGAAAAGGACAAACAACAGUACCUGAAAGAACUUAAAGAAUUUCAGCAAACUGAGGCCUAUAAACUGAGCACAGAAAAAAUCCAGGAGAAGAAACUAAAGAAGGAAGAGCUGUGGCCAGGAGUUAAUGGUCCCGUCCCCAAGGCAGCUGAUGAUUCACCAGACAGAAUUUCCAUGUUUGACACCCCCAUUUUUACAGAGGAAUUCCUUGACCAGACCAAAGCUCGUGAAUCAGAAUUACGAAAAUUAAGGAAGUCAAAUGUGGAAUUUGAAGAGCAGAAUGUUAUCUUACAAAAACACAUAGAGACUAUGAAUAAUGCCAAAGAGAAACUCGAGCAGGAGUUGGCAUUGGAAGAGAGGCAAACACUGACCUUGCAACAUCAGCUCCAGGCAGUACGCCAGGCCCUUACCACCAGCUUUGCUUCAAUUCCCAUUCCAGGUACUGGAGAAACACCAACAGAAGGAACACUUGAUACAUACAUGGCUAAACUCCAUAAUAUCAUUGGGAGCAGUCCCAUAGAAUAUGAAAAACUAGUUGGAAGGGUGCAGGAGAUCAUCAGCCAGCUGGAUAGUGAUAAGUUAUGAAGAUGGAAAGAAAUGUUUGUAAAAAUGCAAAAUAACCAUAUCCAUGGUAUUCCACCAGAGACUGCAACUUGUUGGAUUUUUAAAAUAGCUAGUUUCCACCAUAGACUUGUUCCAAAACAAUGCAACAGCAUAUAAAAUAGUAAUUGCCGCUCCUGGAAUUUGAGGAAAUCACCUCCAACACCUAAAAUACCUCAAAAAGAAGCAACUCUUCCAGCCACAGGUUUUUUCCCGUCCUCCAUCUUGGAUAGAAGAUAAUGUACAAUUAAAGUAUUGGAUUGUGUGAAUUUCUUUUGGAAUCUAAAAUAUGGUGAGGAAUUAGAAAUUCUAUUGCAUUUUCUUUAGUUAAGAUUACAUUCCAUAGAAUGUAAGGGAAUAUGUAUAGUACAAGACCUGGGGAACAUAUCUUCUCAAACAAAUAAUUUCACUAUAGAAUUUCUUGUUUGCAUUUGGUAUGAAAAUACUGCAGUUUUUUUAAGUUAGCUACACACAGGUAGAAAAUUGUAAAUAUUUUUGUGCUUGGUACUAAUCAAAAUUGAUUCAUUUAAUAUCUGCAUGAUACACAUUUUAAUUACAUUAAUUCAAAAAAAUUACUUGAGGUGAGAUUAAAGUAUUGGUAAUGAAUUCACAAUAGGUAAAUAGAAUUAUUUUUUACGUAUUCAUGUUUUCAUGACACUUAGCUAUGAUGGCAAAAUCCCAUUGAGUACUGCUGUUCAUAUAAACCCAAUAAGAAUUGUACAGUAAAAUCAAUACUCGAAUUAAUAUAUUCACAUUACGUCUGCUCUCAUUUAUUUAAAGUGACAAUUUUUCCUUAUUCUUUCCAAACACACUCAACCUGAACAGCAAUAUUGUUAACGUCUUAUUUGUCUUAUUGUCCAGGUUGUCAGGUCCCCUCUGACGCUGGGGUAAAUAGAAAAGAACAAUAGAAACCGAAAUAAGCAUGUACGUUGCCUCGUGUGUCAAUAAAAGCAGAGUAAACCUUGAAGUUGAAAACUACUACUCUAAAUUGGGUGAUAUAGUGCUAUUCAUUCUUGUGAUAGUAUUUAUUUUACAUAAAUAUAAACAUGUACUAUAAGAUCAUUUGUGAGCACUUUUUCAUUUGAAAUGAUAUUCAUAACUGACAAAUAUAUACUGACAUCCUGUGUUAGUGGUAAGAAUGAUGUUUGUGUUCUAUAUUGUAAUACGAACGAAAGAAAACGAAGAUCACAUACUGAGCAAGUGAUCUUGCUGCUUUCUCUGCUUUUUAAUCUGGGUUAAGUUCUGUCCACCAAUUUCAAAGCAUCGUUGAGAAACGAGAGAACCGCUUGUAUUGACAUUUGGGUGCAUGCAGUAAAUUCAGCAAGGGAGGUCGGUUAAAUGUGUUUAAAAGCGCAUGCUAUCUGCCUUAGAAAUGUGGUGUUUUAGGUUUAAAUGUUAAUUUAGUUCUGUAAGUUGCAACAGUUACAAGAGUGACUUUCUUUUGUCUCUGUAAAUAAAAAAGAUGAAAGUC